AGUAGCUUAAUAUGUAUUUAAUGUUCGAUUAAAAUAAAAUUAAUAAACGAGUGCAAGUAAGAUGAAAAUCAUGCAGUCGUAACGAGCACUCCAUGCUGAAAAUACCACGAUGGCGGGCAGAUGGAAUAUGUUUUGGCUAUUGCUGCCACUGCUGCUAAUAAUAAAACUAAAUAGCGGGAUCGUCUUUAAGAUGACGAACGCCGUUUGCGAGAGCCACAACAAAUCCUGGGUGCUAAUCGACACUUGUCGGCUUCGAGCAUUGCAGCGCAACAAAACCGUCCUGAAUGUAUUCGUGAAUAUACUGCAUCCAUCGAAUUCUAUGAAAAUAGAAUAUGAAGUUAACAAAAGAGCCAACGGCUACAAGCCUUGGAUAGUUAACGGAGAAUUUGAUGUUUGUAGACACAUGCGAAAACCAAAAGAUAAAUUUGCCGAUCUACUCUUUGCUCUAAUCGGAGAAUUAACAUCAGUUAAUCAUCCAUGUCCAUAUAACGGUAUAAACUACUUAAAAAAUUUUUAUCCAAUAGCUGAUAGGCUACCCGUUAUAAUGCCAACUGGAGAAUAUGUUAUACUAAUGAAAUGGAAAUUUUAUGGAAGAACUCAAUUCAUUACCAAUGUGUACUUUACAUUUGUGGAGAAUUUUUAAAUUGUGCUUGGAUAAUAUUUAAUUUUCAGAUACGGCUUUUCAAAUUGUUCAGCUAAUCGUUCUAUUACUUUUCAGUGUAAUUAUAUAUUGAUACGCUCAUUAAAAAUCGUUUAUGCCUA
Messenger RNA from Drosophila montana, 762 nucleotides. RefSeq lists its product as uncharacterized. The coding region runs from base 110 to 643 and encodes 177 amino acids. NCBI's taxonomy places the organism in Eukaryota, Metazoa, Arthropoda, Insecta, Diptera, Drosophilidae. The record is from RefSeq and is a predicted model, not a curated record. The transcript is spliced from 3 exons.